CGUUCUUUCGCUUUCCAAUGGCUGCUCAGUUGUUCUAUCCCGAUCUUGCGACGGUCGGGACAUCUCACGUCGACCUCACCAACUACACGCUCAUCCUGCCCUGCGAGUCGGUGGGCAACGUCGGUCAGCUGUGCAUCGACCUGCUCGGCGCAACUCUGCUGCACCAAGCAGCGACCGCCUCGAGCAAGCACACUUCGUUCCAGCGCAUCGGGUUUUUGCACUCGUCCGCACUGCUCCCUGCUGCGGGCAACGACGCACUGGCGCCCGCAUCGGUGGCAUCGCAGGGCAAUCUCUGCACCGCCGCCGAGGUCUUCCGCGACACCUCACGCAAGAUUGUCUUGAUCCAACAGCGAGCACCCAUCGUCAAGUCUCGACGACGCGAAUUUGCCACUGCGCUGACACAAUGGUUCACCCAGCACGAGUUUGCCAAGAUUCUUGUACUUGCAAGCAUCGACGCCAACAUCCGUCGUGAUUCACAGCUUGUCGGAUUGCCAUUCCGAUACCUGACAAGCCCGUCCAUGAUGCACCUUGAAACCAAGCUGGGAUCGCUGGGGGUGCGAACAGUCGAGCCCGCGGCCGAUUUGCAGUUCCUGGGUGACCGAGUGACUGAAAAGACAAAGCAGCGCGCCAUGUUUGCUGGAAGCGGUAUUGCGCGGAUUCUCUUCGAGCAGGGCGUCAUGAUGGAUUUGCCCAUUGCCGUCUUGUUCAAGUUCUGCGCCGAAGGCGACAAUCGUGCUGAUGCUGCUCGGCUGGCCAGUCUGGUGAGCCAGCUGGUCACCGUGGUUGACGCACCUCCACCACCUUCGGCCAUCGCAGAUUCGGAGGAGUUGCCCGCCGUUUGGCAAUCGCCCGCAUCCUGGCACGCUGUCUUUGGUGCGCCUGCCGCUGCAUCGCUAUUUUGAAAAUGUAACCGAGUACAUGUAUCCCAGACAUUUUAUGGACAAG
Messenger RNA from Capsaspora owczarzaki ATCC 30864, 945 nucleotides. RefSeq lists its product as hypothetical. Bases 18 to 902 code for a protein of 294 amino acids. Gene Ontology annotation, cellular component: cytosol; nucleus. NCBI's taxonomy places the organism in Eukaryota, Filasterea, Ministeriida, Capsasporidae. The record is from RefSeq and is a predicted model, not a curated record. The transcript has 4 exons. Gene Ontology annotation, biological process: proteasome assembly.